AUGGCUACUAUCACUCUCAAAGGUUCCGGCCAAAAGAUGCCACUGAUUGGCUAUGGUCUCUGGAAGAUCCCAAGGCCCCAGACUGCCGAUGCCGUAUACAACGCCCUAAAGGCUGGGUAUCGUCUCCUUGACGGUGCUGGAGACUAUGGAAACGAGAAAGAGGCAGGCGAGGGCCUCGCUCGCGCGAUCAAGGAUGGCAUCGUCAAGCGCGAGGAUCUCUGGAAUACCUUUCACGCACCCGAACAUGUUGCCAAAUUGGCGAGAUUCCAGCUUGAACUCUGGGGAAUCGAAUACUUUGACCUCUUCCAUAUUCACUUCCCAGUCGCGCUGAAGUAUGUUGACCCUUCUCACCGUUAUCCUCCCGAGUGGUUCGGUGACGACGGCAAGACCGUCGAACUUGACAACACGCCUAUUCAAGCCACAUGGCAAGCCAUGGAAAAGCUUGUUGAUGAAGGGUUGGCAAAGGACAUUGGCGUCAGUAACUUCAACGGCUCGCUCCUGCUCGAUGUUUUGCGCUAUGCUCGCAUUCCGGUUUCUGUCCUUCAGAUUGAGCACCACCCAUACUUGACUCAGGAGCCUUUGGUCGCCCUCGCCAAAAGCCGUGACAUUGCCAUCACCGCCUAUUGCUCGUUUGGGCCAGCGAGCUGGAUCGAGUUGAACAUGCAUCAGUCUGUUCCUUCCCUUCUCGAGCAUGACACAGUUGCGCAGAUUGCCUCCAAGCACGGCAAGACUCCAGCACAAAUUCUGCUCCGCUGGGCUACCCAGCGCGGUAUUGCAGUCAUUCCUAAGUCCAACAACCCGGAUCGUGCUGCAGCCAACCUCAAGUCGGACGACUUUGACAUCCCGGAGGAGGAUAUGAAGACACUUUCUGGGCUCAACCAAGGUCUCCGCUUUAACGAUCCCAGCGCGUUUGGCCAACUAAGCUACUAUGACGAAAGCAUCUUAGACCAAGAGUAUCUGAUUGCCAAUAUCAUUGAAAGCACUCACUUCAAGCAAUUUUCGCCAUCGACGACAUUCGAGAGAAGCUUUUGGAGGCGGAUUAUCGAUCAGCUGGAAUCUUCUGGCGAGGAGGUGGAUGAGCGCAUAUACACUCGGUAUCUGGCACUAUUGCCGGCUGCCAAUGCUUCCAACAAUCCUUAUGAAGUCACAGUGAUGCCCUCUACAAGCUACACGACAUAUCUUAUCGAACCUCCUGCCGAAAGCGUAUCGCUGCUUCGCCCUAUCCAGCUACUCAGGAUAACCUUGAAAGAGUCUCAGAAGACCAUUGAGCGAGGGACGACCGGCUUCCGAACUUGGAAACCUAGCCUAUUCCUCGUAGAUCAUCUUUUGCAUAACCCUGAUCUUGUCCGAGCACAGGUUCUGGAACUUGGCUGUGGGGUCGGCUUGUUGGGUACGACCAUACGAAUACUUCAAUGCGCAUACGAAAAGCAGAAUAGCUUGAAUGGAGAGAAAUAUUCUAUUCAUAUGACGGAUAUUGAUGAAGACGUACUCUCGACAUGUCGUUCAAACCUUUUGUUACCACCAAAUGAACUAGACGAUACUGGUGUACAAUGGAGUCAACUAGACUGGAACGAUGCUCUACCAGGUGCCCCAAACCGCGAGCCAAUGUGCGCGAGGCUGCGGAGACUUAGACCAACGGUCGUAUUUGGCGCCGAUUUGGUUUAUGAUCUGAGCAUCAUCCCGGCACUAUCACAUCUUCUCGCUAUUUUGUGUCAACUGGAAAGCAAGCCUACCAUCCUCCUCACUAUCACAGUGCGCCGGCAAGAAACGAUGGAUACCUUUCUGGAAGAAACUGGAAACCUCCAUCUGCGAAUAGAGGAGAUCCCUCUUCCUCCCUUCUCUCAGACGGUAUUUGCCAAUCAUCGAGACAGUGUCGAUUCCGACGUCGUGAUUAAGAUGGUCAAGGUCUCCGUGAAAUUUACUUCUGAUAGAAAGCCAGUGAUUUAA
Serendipita indica DSM 11827 is the source of this 1947-nucleotide messenger RNA. The record is from the annotation of a GenBank genome assembly. NCBI's taxonomy places the organism in Eukaryota, Fungi, Basidiomycota, Agaricomycetes, Sebacinales, Serendipitaceae.